Pelobates cultripes (western spadefoot toad) is the source of this 2953-nucleotide messenger RNA. NCBI's taxonomy places the organism in Eukaryota, Metazoa, Chordata, Amphibia, Anura, Pelobatidae. The record is from the annotation of a GenBank genome assembly.
AUGCUGCAGAGCAUGCUGAGUGCAGGCCUGGCUGGCUCAGCCAAUCACAGGUCUCCGCUGUAUUUUUGCUCCUGCCAAUCAUGGCACUCAGUCCCCGCCCCCUCCAUCUCCCGCAGCUCGUGUCUGGUUGUCCGCCAGAUCUCGGAGGCGGUGGCGCUAAUCUCCCUUCCUAUUGGUUGGCUGCAGUCCGGGGGCGUGCCCCGUCGGCCAGACCCACUCGCUGAUUGGCUGGCGCGGUGUUGCCGCUGUGGUUUUUCCCCUUGGCGCAGUGAGCGGCAGGAAACACAGAGCUCGGGGAUCGCUGGCCGCUCACAUCCAUAGCAGGUACGGUGUGCCGCGCGCUGUCCGCCUCCCUCCCCCUCCCCCUCCCCCCAUGCACGCCGUGUUACCGCAGUGCUGGGUUACCCGGGCCAUGGCUGGUGCCCGCACUGCGCUCCCCCAGGCCGGGUAGGUGCAUGCUGCGAGGCGGGGUGUCCGGCCUAGGCUGGGUGUAUAGUGCAGGCGGUUAUAGCGCUGUGUGGAUGGUGAGUGGCGGCCGGCGGGUGGUUCUGGUAGGUGGGUGUGUCAGAGGCUGGAGAUGGCUCAUUUAGGAGCAGGCAGGUCGCUGUGCAGAUAGAGCUGGCUGGCAUUCUGUCACCUGCUGUGGGCUGGGAUGAUCUUAGGUGAGCAGAGCAUCACGGUAGGUGUAGUCCUAGGCAGCUGGAGUGUCGCUGUGGGGAGAGUAGAGGUCGUUUUGGUUAUGACGUCAUAGAGCAGCAGCGUCUGAGCGGAUAGCGUCAUGUUCAAGAUUCUAGAACGUUCGCUUGCGGCUCACAUUACCUGCUCUGCCUUGGAUGCUGCGGCGUUACCAUAACGAUGAUGAAGGAAUAUAUAGCCAUCUAUAUGGGAGUCUGUAUUGCGUCACAAUAAAAGGAAGUGAAGGAAUGUCCAAACCGAGCUUCUGUUAAAUUAAUCCUUAACGGACACACUUUAUUUUCCCCUUAAAGGCUGGAAUUUUGGUUUGGUUGGCAUUUGAUUUAUACGUUUUAGGGAAAGCACUCUGCUCUCUUUCCAUUUUAACCUACACUGUUCAAUUCCUGCAGUUAAUAUUUAGUGAACUCUACACUAUAACUGAUAAGGGUAUUGCAAAAUGCAGAUGAAGUAGUUCACUUGGCCCUGUAGAUUACCUUUAUUUUCCACCUUUUGCUAUUUUGAAAUUCCCAAAUAAUUUAUUCCGUUGUCCAUUACUCACAUUUGAAUGCAGGUGAUCAGUGUUGAUGCUGCUUCAAAAUGCAGUUUAUGUAUUGACAUAUGUGCAUGUGCUUCUGUGUAAGUGCAGUCACGUGUACCUGUAUAAUAGUGAUGGGAAACACCACUGCUAAUGUUUGUAAAACAUAUUUCCCUUGAUACCAUGACAGCCUUCAGGCACAUUAUAUGCAUUUUUUCCAUGACAAGCUUUGCCAUUCCAUUCCUCAUUGUUGUCAGCCCUGCUGAGCCCUCUUCCUUGUAGCAAAAGUGUUUUCAGUAAACUCCGAUGCUAGUGCCUUUUAUUUCUAUUGACGGUGCCGCAAGUUCACAUCCAGACACCGUAUGUGUUGCCAAAUCAGAUUUGCAGAAACCUUUACAAGGGAAUCACAAAUGUGUGGUCAAGAUGAACAUACUCUCCAGCUUGGCCAUUUUUAUCUAAAAUUUGUGAAUGAUUUUGCAAUUCUCAGAUAAGUGAAAAAGACCCUUGACCUGUUUUGAAAGGUUGUUCUCGAAUUUUGCCAUCUGAAGUGUAGUUGGGCUAGGCUUGGUGCUUUUAUUUUCACAAAAUUUGAUUCAAACUUUAAGAUGCUAUUGUUGCUUGUACUGUAGUUAUUAUAAUGUAAAUUACUUUUGUGAGGUUUUGUUUAUACAUCUUAAUAGUCAGUGUCUGCAAAUUCAAUAAUUAUCUGAUAUUCAACUCAACAUUCUUUGUUCAGCUAUGUGCCACUUCAAGUAAUUUCUCAGGCAUCAGCCUGAUUCAAGUAGCUCUAUUCAAGAUAGAUAAAUGCACACAUUUAGGGUAACCAUGUUAAAUGGAUUUGCAUCAAAUGACAUUUCCUUUUAAACCAGCAAACAAAUAGUUUUUAACAAAUAUACAAACCAAAAUAAAGAGACUUUGUAUGUAAUAAACCUUUAAACACUUACAAUAAACUUGGUCAGAUUGCUUUGUUGGGCACGCCUCCCAGCAAGGGAAGUUUCUCGCACCUUGCCCAUCUGUUUCAGACCAGUUCACUUAUGACAAACAGAGCAUCAUUGUGCAACAGCAAUAGACAGCAGAGCCUGCUCUGUAUGAAACACACUGGUCAGACUCCCUCUCUUCCCAACCUGUAAGGAUGUUGCAAGGUGAAGAGAUAUUCUAACUGCACAUGUGUAAAUCUGUCAGACAUGCCUUUCCAACAUUCCCAGGGUCAGGUCCUUGAUCAGUGUCCCCUCUGGAGUGGAUGUGGUAAGAAAGAGGAAGUGGGUAAAUAUGGAUUUAAAAAAAAAAAAAGUUACAUUCAUAUAUAAUACUUUCUUUUUGUUUGUUUCUUGGGUAAUAAUCUAAACUAAAUUUGCUCUGGGAGCUUUUGCCUCUCUCCUUAGAGUAGUUUCUACCAUCUUUACUAUUUCUUCAUUUUCUAUUUAUGCAACCAGUACAUUAAAUUAAUAGAAAUCUUACAGAAUGUGCAUGACCAUUUUAGGUUAAUUCCCCCUCCCCCCCCCACAGACAUGCUGAAGAGGAUCCUCUUUAACCCCUUAAGGACCAAACUUCUGGAAUAAAAGGGAAUCAUGACAUGUCACACGUCAUGUGUCCUUAAGGGGUUAAAUAAUUUUCAGCAAGUGUGAAUCUUUAUUUUUAAAUAAAUGUAGUUGAACUGGAUGAAUCUUAAAUAGUUUGCACGCUAUCUGACCACACUUUAUUUUACCUUCUCCACAACCGUUCAACAGCUAUCCAUCUCUGAACUGA